UUGAGAGGCGAGUGGAGCACCUCACCAUCCCUCUCCAUACAACACUACGAGCAGAGCAACCAUCCUGAACACAUUCCUGCAGCAGCCAAAAGCCUCUCUCCAGAAGCACAUGAGAAGCCUGUAAUGGAUAAAGCGAUUUUACAGAUUUGAACCCUUUGUUAUAAUAACUGCAACUAAAGAUCUCAUCGUACAUGCUCUUUCAGAUCUGUACCAGCGCGCAAAGUUCACACAUCUGAAGGAACUUCGGAGAGUGGGAGUUUGGAGGACUCAUUUGAGACUUUCUGAACUGACGCAGGAAUCGUUUUAAUAUCAUUUGCAUUCUUGCAUGAAUCUGUAGGUGAUGAUUUUUUUGGGAUCGUUUUUGCGCAAAGGGAAAUUAUCAGUCUUUGGUACUGCUGUGCUGGGGGUUUUACUUCUGACAAUGAAAAGCAAAUGAGAGCGUUAUCCCUUCACUUUUAUUGACAGCUCAACGACAGGAUGCGGGAGCGGGAACUGCAGCGUGUGGGCAGGAGAUUGCUGCUGUUGGGCAUCUGUCUGCUGUCUCUCUGGGGUCAGCUGAGUCUGGCCUCAACACAUCGCAGCCAUAUUGUGCACGUCAAAGCAGGAACCUGUGAGGUCAUUGCAGCCCACCGCUGCUGUAAUAAGAACAAAAUCGAGGAGCGUUCCCAAACUGUCAAGUGUUCUUGCUUCCCUGGGCAAGUUGCUGGGACAACAAGAGCGGCUCCUUCCUGUGUGGACGCUUCUAUAGUAGCACAGAAGUGGUGGUGUCAAAUGGAGCCGUGUAUGGAGGGCGAAGAGUGUAAGGUGUUGCCGGAUCUAAAAGGUUGGAGCUGCAGCACGGGAAACAAAGUCAAGACGACCAAGGUCACACGAUAAUCUGGGACCAAUAUACAUUUGGGACUAGCAGGUUUAUUUUAUUUAUGUUUUUGAUCAAAGCAAUGGAAAUGAAGAUACAUAGACUUCAGACUACUUCACAACUAUUGGGAUCAAGUUGUUGGACCUCAGUGGACCAUUUGAACACAUGGAAUUGUUUUCUCUUUUUUUCCCCCUUUUAUAUUUUCUCUCUGCCAAACUCCCAUCUUUGCUUUGUAACAGUGUCGGACAAGAUCAUACACCAUGUAAAGUAAAUAUUCCAUAAAAAUCAAGAUGUGGACCAGUUCAGAGACAUUUCUGCGAUUUCAGAACAAUGGAUUACAUUUCCUUUUUGGAGCGAAAGUGGACUUGAAAGGUUUGCUUAAUACUUGAAUCAUAUGUUGCAGAGGCACUAAUAUUCGGUCCCCUAUCCUUUGGUGCCAAUAUUUCUUUCUUCUACUAUGGGCAGACUUUUUGAUCAGUGUGAAGUGUAUGAUUUUUGGGUAUGGUUUUGGGGGCACUCAGCUCCAUUUUGAAACAGACUUGUGCAAGAGCAAGAGGCAAGUAUGACGCUAAGAAUUACAGCUAUUAAUAAUGGAUGGAAAAGUUGAAGUGGUCUACGAGAGCAGUGAAAAAGAAGAUAGCAAAAAGAUUUAUUGUUUGUUUUUAAAAGCCUUGGUGUCAGUAUUUUCUCAAAAUAAAAGUAUCUCUAUGGGAAAUCUCG
Cyprinus carpio (common carp) is the source of this 1576-nucleotide messenger RNA. RefSeq names its product chemokine-like protein TAFA-2. Gene Ontology annotation, molecular function: receptor ligand activity. NCBI's taxonomy places the organism in Eukaryota, Metazoa, Chordata, Actinopteri, Cypriniformes, Cyprinidae. The record is from RefSeq and is a predicted model, not a curated record.